AACUGAGUUUGUGCCAAUUGGUUUUGCGGGAGCCAUCGGACUUCUUUGACACGGGCCGUUGCUAGGCAACGUGCCCGCAACAAGCGAGCAUGGAGAACAAGCAGACUGCAGGUUACCUGGUGUCGGAUGUUCACAAGAAGAUUAAAGCAGCUUUUGAAGCGUUUGACUACGAGUCUAACAACACAGUUGACGUCCGAGAGAUUGGCACCAUCAUCUAUUCUCUGGGCUGCUUCCCCACUCAGAAAGAUCUACACGACUUUAUAGCUGAGGUGGAGGAGGACCACUCAGGAUACAUCCAGUUAAACAGGUUCCUUCCAGCCAUGGCCAAGGUGCUUCUAGAGAACAGGUUUCCUCCCAUUGCUGAGGACCUGCUGCUGCAGGCAUUUGAGGUUCUGGACAAAGAAAAGAAAGGGCACCUGGAGCCUGAGGAGCUGAUGAGAUAUAUGACACAAGAAGGUGAGCCUUUCACUCAAGAGGAGAUGGAUGAGAUGUUGACGGCACUCGCUGAUCCCGAGACCAACUACAUCUAUUACAAAGACUUAAUCAGCCAGUUGACCAUUGACCCUAAUAUUUAGACAGACUCAAAGACUGGUGUUUCAUCGGAGAUCUGCACACGCUCAAAGCAAAGCUAGUAGCUCUGAUGUGUUGUAAUAAAAUGUAAAAGGCUGAGUGGUCACUCAGCUUAAUACUGUAACAUGAUCGUGUACGUCUAUGUCUAUGACUGUAUAUGCAGUGUCACAGGAUGUUUGGAGGAUGUGAAUCUACUCCAGAUUCUUGUGCCAGGACUAAAGAACUAAACAUUC
This is a messenger RNA of Betta splendens (Siamese fighting fish), 803 nucleotides long. RefSeq names its product EF-hand calcium binding domain 2 (gene drc8). Bases 90 to 575 code for a protein of 161 amino acids. Lineage: Eukaryota; Metazoa; Chordata; Actinopteri; Anabantiformes; Osphronemidae. The record is from RefSeq and is a predicted model, not a curated record. Gene Ontology annotation, molecular function: calcium ion binding. The transcript has 7 exons.